Molecule: messenger RNA, 1293 nt
Organism: Thermothelomyces thermophilus ATCC 42464
Lineage: Eukaryota; Fungi; Ascomycota; Sordariomycetes; Sordariales; Chaetomiaceae
Exons: 1
Coding region: 410-1162 (250 amino acids)
Biological process (GO): protein deubiquitination; ubiquitin-dependent protein catabolic process
Cellular component (GO): cytoplasm
Molecular function (GO): cysteine-type deubiquitinase activity
Source: RefSeq, a predicted model, not a curated record
UGCACAUGCACCGCAGUACAGUAGUAAUUACUACUACUCUACGUAUAUAAGGUAGGUACGAAUUGCCUACUCUGGGAGGGACCUAGGUAAAGCAGGUCGACACAUGCGUUACGCAAUAAGGUAGCAUCUCCCCCUCCUACCCUAGCUCCUCCCAUCACCAAAUCGUUUUGCAAGUAUGUAUAAGCUUAAGCUGACCUCAAUCCACCAGGUCAAGUUAAAACAUCCGUAACCAACUCGGCCAAGUCGAUAUAUUAUUCUGCUUCCCCGUCCAAGUUCGCUCGACCCUCGUUCCGUCGGGCACAACCUCCCAAAAGUGCAACACUAAAAACACUUGAAAAAAAAAGGGACAACCGCCCAGGACAAAACAAGAAGAACAGAAAGAGAAAAAGCAGGAAGGAAAGAAAAAAAAAUGUCAACCACAACCGACCCGUCCUCCCAGGCGCCGGCCUUCGUGCCGCUCGAGGCCAACCCGGAGCUCAUGACGAACCUGCUGCACACGCUGGGGCUGUCGCGGUCGCUGGCGGUGCACGACGUGUACUCGCUGACGGAGCCGUCGCUGCUGGCCUUCAUCCCGCGGCCGGCGCACGCGCUGCUGCUCGUGUUCCCCGUCUCGGCCGCGUACGAGUCGCACCGGCUGGCCGAGGACGCGACGGUGGCCCCCGGCGGCGGCGGGUACGACGGGCGCGGCGAGGACGAGCCGGUGGUCUGGUUCCGGCAGACGAUCCGCAACGCGUGCGGGCUCAUCGGCCUGCUGCACGCGGCCGCCAACGGCGAGGCGCGCCGGGCCGUCGAGCCCGGCACGCCGCUCGACCGCCUCCUCGCCGCCGCCGUCCCGCUCGGGCCGGACGAGCGCGCGCGCCUGCUCGAGCGCGACCCCGCCCUCGCGGCCGCCCACCAGAGCGCCGCCGAGCAGGGCGACACCACCGCCCCCGCCGCCACCGACGACGUCGACCUGCACUACGUCUGCUUCGUCAAGGGCCGCGACGGCGCCCUCUGGGAGCUCGACGGCCGGCGCAAGGGCCCCCUGAGGAGGGGCGACCUCGACAGCUCCGAGGACGUGCUCAGCGAGAAGGCCCUUGCCCUCGGCCCGCUCAAGUUCCUCGAGAGGGAGGCCGCCGACCUGAGGUUUAGCUGCGUCGCGCUGGCGAGGAGCUUGGAUUAAGUUUGGGGAGUGGAAACCGGUUCUGCGCAUCAUCGUGAGGUUUGGUUAGGCGAGAUUAGUAUGCCGGGCUCGCCAUGCCCGAGGUGCUGAGUGCAGCCUCUGGGCAUUAACCAAGUAAAGAGACAGAUUUG